Molecule: messenger RNA, 1179 nt
Organism: Dichotomopilus funicola
Lineage: Eukaryota; Fungi; Ascomycota; Sordariomycetes; Sordariales; Chaetomiaceae
Exons: 1
Coding region: 1-1179 (392 amino acids)
Cellular component (GO): cytoplasm; nucleus
Molecular function (GO): RNA polymerase core enzyme binding; RNA polymerase II CTD heptapeptide repeat phosphatase activity
Source: RefSeq, a predicted model, not a curated record
AUGGCAACAUCACCAGCCACAUCGCCAAAGCCGAGCCCCCGGCCACGGCCCAAGCCAAAGGGUAUCUUGAAGAAAUCUUCCUCGUCAACCACAGCAUCACCAAUAGCUGCCCCCAUAGACUUUCCAUCAUCAUUUUCUCUAACAGCACCCACACCACCCGCACCACCGCAACCCGAACCCAGUCGCCUCGAGCUCCUCGCACAACAGGAGCAGGCCGCCCGAAUCCGCCUACUCGAGAAGCUCAAGGCGACUGAAAUCCGCCCUGCUGUCCCUCUAGCUACGUUUGAAAUCCUCUCCCAGUUCCCACGCAGCCACCCUCCCACACCACCACCACCAUCAACCUCAACCUCAAAUACAACAGCGACCACCCCCACCGCAACAACACCAGCAAAAACACCACCACCAAUAAAAUACACCGCCGCCAACCCCCACCCAAUCGACGUCUCCGACCUCCUCACCCACCUCUCCACCUUCCAACCCUCCGAGUACCUCGACCUAAUCGAAGAGCGCAACUGUCUCGACAAGUGCGGGUACGCGCUGUGCGCCCGCCCGCGCCGGACCCACGAUGCACCCUUCAAAAUCACCGCCGCGGGCGGCAUCGCGCGUGCCGAGGACCUCAACAAGUGGUGCUCUGACGCCUGUGCCAAGCGCGGGUUGUACCUGAAGGUGCAGUUGGAUAAUCCGAGUUAUGUGCGCGGGCCGGAUGGGGGGAUGGUGGUCAAGUUGGAGUUGAGGAAGGAGGGUGGUUCUGGGGCUGGGGCUGGUUCUACGGGAGGUGAAAAGAAGGUCACUAGCGGUGCUGCGACUGCUGUCUCUCCCCGAGGCACAGAAACAGACAGGAACCAACUCGCGCAGGCCAUGGCCCAGCUCGAGAUUGACAAACACAAGCGCCCUCCCAACAAGAAGACGUUACAAAAGGACCGCAAGGAUGCAUCCGCCCUCGCGGGUGAGAGGGGCGAUUCCGCCGGCGGCCGGCUGACGGAUUUCAGUCGGGUCGAGGUCACCAUCAAGGAGAGUGAUGUUGAUGGCCCCGCCGAGGCUCCUUCUGCGCCGUCUGAGGAUGCACAGGGUUUGAUUGAGGGGUAUAAGCCCAAGUUUGGGACGGUGGGUGAUGGGAGGAACGCGGAGGAGGGCGCUGAGAGCGAUGAUGAUGAUGAGUUCUUCUCCGUCCGGUUUUGA